CCCGGCGGCCGCCCCCCCCCCCGAGUCAGGGCCGCCUGCCGCGUCUUCAUCGGGAGGCUGAACCCGGCCGCCAGGGAGAAGGAUGUGGAGAGGUUCUUCAAGGGAUAUGGCCGCAUCCGGGACAUCGAUCUGAAGAGGGGGUUUGGGUUUGUGGAAUUUGAGGAUCCGAGGGAUGCAGAUGAUGCUGUCUAUGAAUUGGAUGGAAAAGAGCUUUGCAGUGAGAGGGUUACAAUUGAGCAUGCAAGAGCACGCUCUAGGGGUAGAGGCAGAGGGAGGUACUCUGACCGUUUUAGUAGCCGCCGUCCACGUAGUGACAGGAGAAAUGCCCCACCUGUAAGAACAGAAAAUCGCCUCAUAGUAGAAAAUUUGUCUUCCCGAGUCAGCUGGCAGGAUCUCAAAGACUUCAUGAGACAAGCGGGGGAAGUAACCUUUGCAGAUGCACACAGACCUAAGUUAAAUGAAGGGGUGGUUGAAUUCGCCUCUUACAGUGAUUUAAAGAAUGCUAUUGAAAAGCUUUCUGGUAAAGAAAUUAAUGGAAGGAAAAUCAAACUAAUUGAAGGCAGCAAAAGGCACAGGUCCAGAAGCAGGUCACGGUCUCGUAGCAGAAGCUCAUCCAGGUCUCGUAGCCGGUCCCGUUCCCGCAGCCGCAAGUCUUACAGCAGGUCAAGGAGUAGGAGCCGUAGCAAGUCUCGAUCAGUUAGUAGAUCUCCAGUGCCAGAGAAGAGCCAGAAACGUGGUUCUUCCAGUAGAUCUAAAUCCCCAUCAUCUGUGGAUCGGCAGAGGUCUAGAUCGAGGUCGAGAUCUGUUGACAGUGGCAACUGAACUAUAAGUAACUUGCCCUGGGGGCCCUUUUUUAAACCAUACUUGCUAAAACUUGUGGUAAGUAUGUUUCUUUCUGUGGGGAAGGGUUUGGAUGGGGAGGGGAAGGG
Messenger RNA from Pygoscelis adeliae (Adelie penguin), 929 nucleotides. RefSeq names its product serine/arginine-rich splicing factor 5 (gene SRSF5). The record is from RefSeq and is a predicted model, not a curated record. The transcript is spliced from 7 exons. Gene Ontology annotation, cellular component: ribonucleoprotein complex; cytoplasm; nucleus. Gene Ontology annotation, molecular function: mRNA binding. The annotation marks the transcript as partial. Lineage: Eukaryota; Metazoa; Chordata; Aves; Sphenisciformes; Spheniscidae.